Molecule: messenger RNA, 1761 nt
Organism: Olea europaea var. sylvestris
Lineage: Eukaryota; Viridiplantae; Streptophyta; Magnoliopsida; Lamiales; Oleaceae
Exons: 4
Coding region: 1-1761 (586 amino acids)
Molecular function (GO): zinc ion binding; nucleic acid binding
Source: RefSeq, a predicted model, not a curated record
AUGAGGAUCUACAGUGGUACAUAUUUGUUCAUAAGGAAACUGCACUCUGCAUCACAUAUUUGGUAUCCGAGCUCCCGAUUGUUGCACAGUGUGUCGCAAACCGAACCUCCAAUUGAGCGUAUAGAGGCUGCAGCAUCCGUCGAACACUUAGAGAACCCAUUACAUGGUACAGAUUGUGCUAUUAUUGCUGAAAUAGACGAGACAAUGUCAUCAAAUUCCAGACGUUCGUGCACAGAUGAGUGGAUUACAGCUGCAAAUACAUCGGUUCUCGCCGAGAAGCAAAUAUUCUUUACCAAGAAACAGUUGUACUCGAAACUUCAUGUACUUGCUUUGCAAGAGAAGUUCCAAUUCCGGGUAAGCAGGUCAAGCUUGAAAAUGUUAACAGUUGUCUGUGUGGAUGAUAAUUGCAAGUGGAUGAUACGUGCUUCUAUUGUCAAGCAAUCUGCAAUCUUCAUGAUCCGUAAGUUCGUUGCAGUUCACACAUGUUCCCUUGAUUUUCGUCGUAACGUACAUCGGCAUGCCACUAGUCCUGUAAUUGCAGAGCACAUUUUGGGAAAAUUGGAUACUCCAUACCGAUCAUAUCCGCCUACUCAUAUUGCACGUGAUAUGGAACUUGAGUUUGCUUUUGGUGCAAGCAUUCGUGGAUACAUGCAGUACUUAAGACCCGUUAUUUGUGUUGAUGACAGUCACUUGAAAGGUCCAUACAAAGGUACACUCCUAGUGGCAACUGCCCAAGAUAGUAAUAAACAGAUUUAUCCGUUGGCAAGGGGAAUCGUGGAUGCUGAAACCAAUAAAUCGUGGAAGUGGAAAAAGAGUAUUCAGAAAGCUAUUUCUCAGUUGUUUCCGUCGUCUCAGCAUGGUUAUUGUAUAUGGCAUAUGGAAAAGAACCUAAUACAGCGGUAUAACAACGCAAGCCUAUUAUUUCUAUUCAAACGAGCUGCUACAACUUUUCGGGUCGAGGACUUUGAACGACUCAUGGAACAGAUUCGUAGAGUGAGCGAAAGAGCGCACUGGUACUUGGAGCGAGCGGGAUAUUCAUUUUGGUCCAGAGCACUAUUUAUUGGACACCGUUACAAUAUUAUGACAAACAACAAUGCAGAGUCGUUGAACACAAUGUUGAGAGAAGCCCGGUCGUUACCGAUAACCUGCUUGGUUGAACACAUUCGAAGUACUAUGCAGAAGUGGUUUUACGAACGUCGAGCAAAUGCGGAAAAAUGCAGUACCUUAUUGACACCAAGGAUGGAGAACGAGCUACGGACGACUUUCGAAAAUGGAACUAGGCUUCGAGCCCAUGUCCUGACAAACAACUUGACGCAGGUUGGAAUAUCCAACAACACGGACAUAGUUAACUUGUCCGAAGAAACCUGCACAUGUCGUGAGUUCCAACUAAACCGUAUGCCAUGUAUUCAUGCAAGUCAUGCUGCUUGCUUUAGAGGGAAGAUGUUGUACGAGCUUUGCUCCCAUUAUUAUUCAUCGGACUACUGGAAGGGUGCCCACAGCGAAACUAUAUAUCCUGUUCCGAGGGAAGUGGAUUGGGUUGUUCCGAGCUUAAUUACAUGUACUCCUAUUUUUCCACCACUCGUACGUCGUCCUCCAGGUAGACCACCAACCCACCGUAAGCGUUCUAGGUAUGAGUAUGCAUGGUCUACCAGAAAAUGUACCCGCUGUGGUAGAGUUGGUCAUAAUCGGACCACGUGUUCAAACCCCCCGUGUAUCACAUGCUCCUUAAAGAUUUGCAGGUUAAUAGAUGUUGUAUGUUAA